This is a messenger RNA of Arvicanthis niloticus (Nile rat), 2090 nucleotides long. RefSeq names its product interleukin 18 receptor accessory protein (gene Il18rap). The record is from RefSeq and is a predicted model, not a curated record. Gene Ontology annotation, biological process: interleukin-18-mediated signaling pathway. NCBI's taxonomy places the organism in Eukaryota, Metazoa, Chordata, Mammalia, Rodentia, Muridae. Gene Ontology annotation, molecular function: interleukin-1 receptor activity; interleukin-18 receptor activity.
AUGCUCUGUUUGGGCUGGAUGUUUCUUUGGUUUGUUGCAGGAGAGAACACCAUGGGAUUUAAUCAUUCAGCUUGUGCCACCAAAAACCUUCUGUGGACAUAUUCUGCGAGGGGUGCAGAGAACUUAGUCCUAUUUUGUGAUUUACAAGAGCUUCGGAGGCAAAAUUUCUCCCAUAUAAGUCAACUGUCACCCACACAAGGUCCUGCUCACAAACCUUGCAGUGGUAGUCAGAAGGACCUCUCUGAUGUCCAGUGGUACAUGCAACCUCGGAGUGGAAGUGCACUAGAGGAGAUCAGUAGAAACUCUCUUCAUACGCAGAAGAAAGGCAUGCUGCAUAUAUUGGCCCCUCAGAUGAACAGCAUCGAGUCAUAUGUUUGUAGACCUAGAAUUAGGAGGCCCCAGGAUAUGGCUUGUUGUAUUAAGACAGUCUUAGAAGUUAAGCCUCAGAGAAACGUAUCCUGUGGGAACUCAGCACAAGAUGAGCAAGUCCUACUUCUUGGUAGCACUGGUUCCAUUCAUUGUCCAAGUCUCAGCUGCCAAAGUGAUGUACAGAGUCCAGAGAUGACCUGGUAUAAGGAUGGAAGACUACUUUCCAAGCAUAAGAAGAAUCCAAUCGUGGUGGAAGAUAUUUAUGAUUUUCACCAAGGCUUGUAUGUAUGUGAUUACACUCAGGCAGAUAAUGUGAGUUCCUGGACAGUCCGUGCUGCGGUUCAAGUGAGAACCAUUGAUAAGGACAUCAAUGUGAAGCCAGUCAUACUGGAUCCCAUUACAGAUACACUGGACGUAGAGCUUGGAAAAUCUUUAACUCUACCCUGCAGAGUACAGUUUGGCUUCCAAAGAUUUUCAAAGCCUGUAAUAAAGUGGUAUGUCAAAGAGUCUACACAGGAGUGGGAAAUGCCAUUAUUUGAGGAGAAAAGGAUUCAAUCCACUUUCAAGAACGAAGUCAUUGAACGUACCGUCUUCUUGAGAGAAGUCACUCAAAGAGAUCUCAGCAGAAAGUUUGUGUGCUUUGCCCAGAACUCCAUUGGGAACACAACACGGAUCAUCCAGCUGAGGAAGAAGGAAGGGGUGGUGUUUGUACACAUCCUCCUCGGCACGGCCUUGACGCUGGCGGGCGUUCUGGUGGCAGCUGCUUUGCUCUACUGGCACUGGAUUGAAGUUGUCUUGCUAUGCAGAACCUACAAGAACAAAGAUGAGACUCUCAGGGAUAAAAAGGAAUUUGAUGCAUUUGUAUCCUAUGCGAAUUGGAGCCCUCCUGAGACUGAAGCCACGGGAUCUCUGAGUGAGGAACACUUGGCUCUGAAUCUUUUCCCAGAAGUGCUAGAAAACACAUAUGGAUACAGCUUGUGUUUGCUUGAAAGAGAUGUGACCCCGGGAGGAGUGUAUGCAGAUGACAUUGUGAGCAUCAUUAAGAAAAGCCGGAGAGGAAUAUUUAUCCUGAGUCCCAGGUACAUCAAUGGACCCCAAGUCUUUGAGCUGCAAGCAGCAGUGAACCUUGCUUUGGCUGAUCAGACAUUGAAACUAAUUUUAAUUAAGUUCUGUUCCUUCCAAGAGCCAGACUCUCUUCCUUACCUCAUCAAGAAGGCUCUGCGGGUUCUUCCCACAGUCACGUGGAAAGGCUUGAAGUCGGUCCACGCCAGUUCCAGGUUCUGGACACAAAUUCGUUACCACAUGCCUGUGAAGAACUCCAACAGGUUUAUGUUCAACUGGCUCAGAAUUUUCUCGAAGGGCUUUUCCCCUGAAAAGAACCAAGUGACCUAGAAACCCCUGGGAGGAAUACCCGAGGCAGGGAACAGCCACAGAGCUCAGAAACUCCUUCUCUCCAGCCACCAGAAGAGGUGCUGAUGGGCAAGCAGAACUUGCUGUGUGGAUCAGGCUGAUAGAAUAUUGAGCCUUUCUGCUCUGAGCACCAAGCAAGCUUGACAGGUAGUGGAAUGAAGCAGCAUCUGUGGUUUUAGAGUCUGAGUUUCUGGAACAGAUACAGAGAGUAAUACUCCAGACCUCUGCUGUGAACUCGGCACACAUUUCCCUGAGAGUUUCCAAGUAGCCUGAGCAGAAUCAACAGAAAUAACUCCAUAGGCUGUCCAACA